This is a messenger RNA of Fusarium mangiferae, 1191 nucleotides long. RefSeq lists its product as uncharacterized. The coding region runs from base 1 to 1191 and encodes 396 amino acids. The transcript has a single exon. The record is from RefSeq and is a predicted model, not a curated record. Lineage: Eukaryota; Fungi; Ascomycota; Sordariomycetes; Hypocreales; Nectriaceae.
AUGAGUCUCGCCGAAGCAGCCACCAUCACCCGCGAUGACCGUUUCGCCAACACCGAGUCUGUCGAUGACCAGCGCUUAGGUGACUCAACCCCUCGAGCCAGCGAUUUCAACAGCGAGGCCGAUGAAAGAGAAGAUACAAAGAAGGACGGGAAGAGCAAGAUGCGCAGCUUGUUCGGCCUCGGCAAGAAGAAGCCCUCUGUGCUUACAAAGUCUGAUUCCAAGCCCGACACAAACAACUCCAAGUCUGAAUCCCAACCGGAAUCUCGUUCUGAGUCACAAACUCCUUCCAACGCGAAUUCCAACCCUGCCAGCCCACCUCUAUCCCGAGAUGCUUCCAAGCUGUCCUCGAAACAGCCAUCAUGGCCUCCUGCUAGCGAGCAGAGCUUUGCCCUCCCCUCAUCUCCAGGUCGCGGCUUCACCGGCUCUCCACGACUUUCCUCGCCAGCCACAUCACAGAUCUUUGAGCGUGAUGUCCAGGAUAGCACUGUGCUCAAGCCCAACUCUCCGGCCAUCCCUACACAUAUUCAGACCGAAAACUACAUUCCUCCCGUUCUUGACGAUGCGUCCGAGGCCAUCACGAACGAAAAGCUGGACCCUGAUACAGUCGAGAUUGUAACCCACAGCUCGCAUCAACCCGCGGCUGUGACUGUUACAGGAGCCAGCAAUGUUCUUCCCUCGUACGACCUUGGAGCCAGCGAGUGGGUAGCCGAGCUCGCUUCCUUUGCUGACCGAGAGGCUGUCUCGGCCGACAACGCUUCUAACUACGGCUCCUUGGACUCUUCCGAUGUCCGCCGGCUCUCGUUCAUUUCGUUUGCCGAUGUUGUACAGGCUGAACACAACCCUCUUUCCGGUGUUGCGAGCUCCCGCGACAGCAUCCACCUUGCAGGACUUACGUCUCUCCCAGCAGCGGUCAACCGUUCGCCUUCGCCCAUUCGAUCACCCGUGUCGAGCCAAGGACCCGAGACAAGCCCUCCCACAAGCAACCCUGGCAGCAUGAAGGGUAUCGAGUUGAGUCCAACUCGAAGACCUCUUGGUAGCCCGACAAGCACAAACAACCUCAAGCUCAACCCUUCAGGGGGUGAUCUGAACAUCGAGACCAUGAGCCAGGCCCUACGACGAACCGGUAGCAGUGAUCUGAGCCAUGUUCGCAGUGGUCCUGCAAGCCCAAUUGAGAUAACUCACCUUCGUUAA